This is a messenger RNA of Penicillium riverlandense, 1596 nucleotides long. Its product is annotated as HMG-box domain-containing protein. Gene Ontology annotation, molecular function: RNA polymerase II cis-regulatory region sequence-specific DNA binding; DNA-binding transcription factor activity, RNA polymerase II-specific. The transcript has 3 exons. The record is from RefSeq and is a predicted model, not a curated record. Gene Ontology annotation, biological process: regulation of transcription by RNA polymerase II. Bases 1 to 1596 code for a protein of 531 amino acids. Gene Ontology annotation, cellular component: nucleus. Lineage: Eukaryota; Fungi; Ascomycota; Eurotiomycetes; Eurotiales; Aspergillaceae.
AUGACUCUCAGAACCAUUCCCAUUCCUCCGUCGCCACCCCGAUCUACAGACGGUGAUCCGUCGCCGGGAGAGAUCUAUCAACGGUCUGGGCCAUAUCCGCCUGUCUACAACACGGUUGACCCGAUCAAGAUGCAAGGCGACGAGAUCAACCCUGGCUUUGUGCCGCAGUCAUCAACGCUCUAUGCCUCUCCCUCGCCAUACUUCCAGCCCGCCUUGCAAUAUCCCCCGAUGCCACUCCACGCUCAGAUGGUCGUGCCAGGCCCUCAUACCAACACGCCUCCUCCAACCUCAGAUGAGGAACUUGUCCCUUGUCCUGUUGGAACGCCACCGCCAAAAAGCUCGCCGGCGCGCCGGCGCGCGCCAACACCCAAAGCCAAGCUCAGUCGAUCGCCUAAAGCGCGGAGAGCUCGCGAGCGCAGAGAGGCAGAUACGCCUGAGACCUCGGUCGAUUCUUCUUCUUCCAAGGAACUGUACAUCCCGCUGCCGUUGAGCGAGCUCACCAAGCACAUGACAGAUGUCCCUGUCAAGGACAUCGAAGGCUUCGUGAACAGAUCAUUCGAGGAGCGGUGGGAAGAGGUCAAGCAGAAGGGGAGGAUUACCCGGCCGAUGAACUCAUUCAUGCUCUACAGGUCGGCAUACACGGAUCGCAUCAAGCGAUAUCUGAACCAGACCAACAACCAGGCUGUUUCGCGUGCCUGUGGCUUAGGCUGGAAAUUGGAGCCGAAAUACAUCCGCGAGAAAUACGAGCGAUAUGCUUGCAUAGAACGCGACGAGCACGCCAGAGCACAUCCGGACUACAAGUUCUCGCCAUCCAAGGACUGCAAGGCGCCUCCAGCUCGGAAACGACAGAGUGCAGACGAAGCGAUCAACACCCCAUCCUCAACCUGCGAUCCUGCUACCCCCAGCGACUGGGAUGAUGUCGACUACCACAGCAAUCCGGGUUCAUCAUUCCUCCUGCACAACCGGUUGCAAAGCUUCGACGUCAACCGCGUGCGCAACAUCAGCCGCACCUCCACUCCCUUUGACGCAGAACCCGUUCCAUUGCCCAGCUCCUGGAGCAUGAGCUAUCCCGGCCGCAUGGAGACUCCCCACGGUCUGCCAACCGCCGUGCAUCCCAGCGCUCUGCAAAUGAACCUGCACUACAGCCGUCCUAGCCCUCCUCCUCAGGACGCGCAAUACGGCUCAUCCAGCAGCACCUUGGCCGCUCUACCCGGUGCCACACAUCAUGAGCUGCUCCAGCCUCAGCCCAUGUACCCGGCCGCCACCCGUCUGACUGAGGAACGCCACAUGGAUCCGCAGCUACUCUCCUACGAGAGCGGCCCUCCUCCGGCUGAGAGCGGUGUGGCCUUUUCUGCGCCGCCUUCUUACCCUGUCUGGAACGAUGACGCUGCUGCCAACAGCUACCUGACUACCUCGGCAUCCUCGGUGCCCCCAAGCCCGGCUACGUACUACCCCACACACAUCACCGCUGUCUAUCACCACCACCAGGGUGUGCAUAUGAUUGAUGCUCGGGACCCGUCGUGGGAUAUGCACAAUCACCAUGAAGCCAGCAGCGCUGAGUUUGAGCCUUGGUUCGAACAGCAGUCAGGUUAUUAA